AAUAAUCGGCCUUUGCUGGACGAGCAGCAUCCGGCUGCUCGGCCUUCGUCGUCUUGUAGGUCCUACGCGUCCUAGAGAUACCUAGCGCUGCUGCCUGCGCCAUCUUUCGGCGCCCCGCAGCGGUCCAUAAGCUGCCAACACGAUGCCAUGCUUUGCUCUGCUAGCCGUCGCCGCGCAGGCCGCAGCCCUCUCGCAGUGGUUGAAGCUCCCGGAUAUUAACCCUGGGACGUUCACUCGGAGAGAUGCUGCGACUGCGACGGGCGCCGCGCUGACGGCCGCGGCGCCCGUAGCAGCCUCCGCUUCCCAGAAGACGGCCUCGCGCCGCGCCGGAGACGUACAGCAGUGGCCCCGCAUUCCUGUCUGGCCUUCUUGGGCUGGUGGGCGCGUAAUUCCGAUGGGCCUGCCGAACGCGGACCCGUUCUUGCUGGUCGCGCAUCACAAACAUUGGUUCGACCCGCGGGACCCGCUGCGGGGGCCGUUCCGAGCCUUCGGGAAGGCCACGGGGCUGCCCUACAUAGAUGUGGAGGUCGAGAGCUGUGUGGAAAUCAACCAGUGAGCUACGGAGAAAAUAUCGCGUCGAUGGCGUGGGGCGCCCGAAAUGUGAUUUCCACACAGGGCUUCUCGAUGCAUCCGCACCGCGGUUUUGACAUUCUCACAUAUGUGCUAGACGGCUCCGACGGCUUUCGCCACCGUGAUAGCCUGGGCGGGUCCAAGACCUAUCGAGGGGGAAGUGCGCAAUGGAUGAGAACCGGCUCGGGCGCCCAGCACGAGGAAUUUUGGGAGACGAGCGACGAGCGAAGGACGAGCAUCGAGCUCUUUCAGGUCUGGGUCAAUUUGCCAGCCUCGCAGAAGUUCGAUCCGCCUUCUAUUCGAUACCUCGGCGCGGCGCACGGCGCGCCGUGGCACGAGGAAGUUGUCGACGGGACGCGUAUACGCACUGUGCUUGACGAAAAUAUCGUCGCUGCGGCCUCCGACGGCGAGGGCGCAACGCCCAACCAGCGGCCGCGCGCUGAGGUCUUGCACGCCUGGAUUCCGGCCGGUGGAAAGUGGGCGCCAAAGGUCGGUGCCGACUCCUCUUGUUCGCUGUACUGUCGCGAGGGCCAGGUCACCGUACCCGGGCCUGGCGGGGGACAGGUCACCGUAAAGGCCGGCGAGUCCUGCGGCUUUGCGAGCGGCGCGGACGCGAUCUCGUGCACGAACGCGGCACGCGGAGAAAGCGACGUGCUGCUGCUCGUCGGCGAGCGGCUGCGCGAGCCCGUGGCGAUGGGCGGGCCGAUCGUGAUGAAUUACGAUUGGGAGAUUGACGAGGCAUACCGGGAAUUGCAAGCAGGUACAUUCCUGAAGCGGCGUAAAUCAUAAAUACACAUAGAACAAAAAUUACGG
Messenger RNA from Pelagomonas calceolata, 1383 nucleotides. NCBI's taxonomy places the organism in Eukaryota, Pelagophyceae, Pelagomonadales, Pelagomonadaceae. The record is from the annotation of a GenBank genome assembly.